AUGAACUUUUAAAAUCUUAUUAUAAAUAUAAUUCUAUAUAUUUUCUACGCAAUAACUUUAACAUUAUUAACAUUAAUAUUAUAAAUUAACUCAAAAAGAUUAAAAAAAAUAUAUAAAAUUGACAUUACGAUAUAAUUUAUGAUAAUUUAUGUAUUAAAUUUUAUAAUUUGUUAUUAUUUAUUUGAAGAAAUAUAAAUAUUCAUUAGAAUUAGCAUCUCAAUAGUAUUAAUAUUUGUAUCAAUAUAUAUAGGAUCCAAAAUAAAUAUAAUAGGAUUAACAGGAGGAAUAGCUUGUGGAAAAAGUUGGGCAUGUGAAUAUUUUUAGCAUAAUUUAGGAAUAGAAAUAAUCGAUUGUGAUAAAUUAAGCCGUCGUAUAUAUAUAAAAUAAUAACCUGCAUAUUAAAAAUUACUUAAAUAUUUUGGAGAUUAAAUUUUAGAUGAAAAUAAAGAAAUAGAUCGCAAAAAAUUAGGAAAAUUGUUUUUUAAGAUAAAAAGACCUCAAAUAUUUAACAAAAUUGGCAGGAUAUUAUAUAAUGUUAGAAAUUCUAAAAGAAAUAUAUAUAUUAUGUAUUAAAUAAAAAGAACAAAUAAUAUUAUUAGACGCUCCUUUAUUAUAUGA
Messenger RNA from Ichthyophthirius multifiliis, 618 nucleotides. RefSeq lists its product as hypothetical. The transcript has 2 exons. NCBI's taxonomy places the organism in Eukaryota, Ciliophora, Oligohymenophorea, Hymenostomatida. Gene Ontology annotation, molecular function: dephospho-CoA kinase activity; ATP binding. The record is from RefSeq and is a predicted model, not a curated record. Gene Ontology annotation, biological process: coenzyme A biosynthetic process.